Molecule: messenger RNA, 1578 nt
Organism: Beauveria bassiana ARSEF 2860
Lineage: Eukaryota; Fungi; Ascomycota; Sordariomycetes; Hypocreales; Cordycipitaceae
Product: von Willebrand domain-containing protein
Exons: 8
Coding region: 1-1578 (525 amino acids)
Source: RefSeq, a predicted model, not a curated record
AUGGGCUAUCCGCUACUCAACUCGCGCUACCACUCCACGGUCAAGGACAUAUUUGUCGAGGGCACUCUGGUAGAGACUUCCCAGGCCCAGACCAACGUAGAGCGCGAGGUUACGUAUAUAUUCAAAGUCCCGCUCAAGGCGUCCGUGAUUAGCUUCACAGCCAAGGUAGGAAACACAGUCGUCAAAGCGAUUAUGGAUGAAAAGGCCAAGGCCGACAAAAAGUAUCAAGCUGCCAAGAUGUUCCAAAUUAGCUUAGGCGCCGUCUCACCCAAUUCAACCAUUAAAGUGCGCGUGACCUAUGUCUAUAUCAUCUCAAGUAACACCAUCAAGGACUCGGUUCGCCUGACCAUCCCCGCGGGCUUAGCGGCCCGUCCCGGAGCAGGGCCUACAAGUGUGAUGACUAUACCGACAGCUCUGACUAGCUCAGACGCCGUCAUCAUUACUAUCAGCAUCAAAGUCAACCGUUCUAAGAUGAUUUUUAAUCUUAACUGCCUCACUCACCAUGCCAGCAUCACUAAUAACUUCUCUAAUAAUUCCUUUAAGGCGCUCCCGCCUAUUAAGAAGCGCAAGCACCACUUUAUUCUCUCGUGGACGGUCCCGAGGAUCGAUCAAGCUCAUUACAUCGUCAAGCAGCUUUCGCCGCCGCUCCCAGGACAGUCUCCUACUCUAGCCUUGGCGCUCACGCUCGUUUCCAAUCUUCGCCUGAGUGUUGAAGAGCAUGAGUACAUCUUCCUCGUCGACUACAGCGGUAGCAUAGAGGGCUCACGGAUUAAAAUGGCCAACAGCGUCGUCGAAACCAUGCUAAACCAGCUGCCAAGUCACACUGGUUCAACCUUUAACAUUUACAACUUCAACACCUCGGCGUGGUCCAUUGUGGCGGGCGGCAAGAGCGUUAUAUAUAACAAGAAGAACGUCUCGACAGCGGUCAGCAAUUUCCAGGUCAGCGCCACAGGCGGCACCAACAUUGACGCAGCCUUAACCACGGGCGUCACGGCCGCGAUGCGUACCGUCCAGCAGCACGCCGCCACAGCCGCGGGCCAGUCCAAGCUCCUGCGCGUAUUCGUCAUAGGUCUAGGCAACGAUGUCUCGCGGGGCAUGUGCGAAGGCCUGGCCCGGGCCGGCGCCGGCGCAACCGCCUACAUCAGCAAGACGCUACUGCAGGACCGCGAUCACGGCAAGGAAAAGGCGGAGACUCUCAUCAACGCCAUCAACUACGCGCCCGUGCACCCGGCGCCCGCCAAAUCUGGUGGUGGCGGCGCCGCCGACGGCGAGAACCAGGGGAGCCGCCCAAAGCCCAACCAGGCGGAGCUCGGCGCCGUGGCCAAGGGCGACAAUCUGCCGCCGCCCAAGGCAGCCAUCCGCAGCUACUGGUACGCAAUUGUGGACGGUGCGUCCAGAGACUCCAGGGUCACCAUCAACUACGACAUUCCCGGCAGCGGUAGCGCCAAGCACACCAUUAAGGUCGGGAAGAGGUUUGAGACCAACGGGCGUCUUAUCCAUAGGCUCGCUGCGCACGCCCUGAUCCAGACGUUUAAGCAGAAGCUACUAACCCAGACCAACCAGACCGACAAGUACUAG